This is a messenger RNA of Talaromyces amestolkiae, 1668 nucleotides long. RefSeq lists its product as uncharacterized. The record is from RefSeq and is a predicted model, not a curated record. The coding region runs from base 1 to 1668 and encodes 555 amino acids. Lineage: Eukaryota; Fungi; Ascomycota; Eurotiomycetes; Eurotiales; Trichocomaceae. The transcript is spliced from 2 exons.
AUGGCUCGCCGGCGUCCAGUUUCCAAAUUUAUUAUCCUUGCUCUCACAACUCUGAUCGCCUACCUAUCGAUCAGCAGCAUUCUCCGCGCCGUCAAACCCUCAUUAUUCGUCUGGUCCGAAGAAGAUUUGGAAGAAGCAGAAUGGUUGGCCUCGUCGAAGUCUUGGUGGGAUCGCAAGUUCUGUCGCUUCUUUGGUCUCUGCGGUAUCGCCCACGUCCGUCUGUCCCGCGCCAACAGCGGACCUCCCAGUAGGACAUUGGAUCAAUUUCCAAUCGGCGGUCAAGAUGAUAGUUGGCGGUCGGAUUGGACCCUCGCAGAAGAUCUUUCGGCAAAUUGGACAAACAGAGAGAAGGUGCUCCGUGAAGUGCCGGAGUAUGUACUAGAGUAUGCGCCUCUGGUGCAUCUAUUCUCUGGUGAGAACUUUUGGCCUGGUGACAUUGCGGAGCAUCUGGUAUACACGACACCCAUGUUAAACUAUACGCCUGUACAAGCAAAAUGGGAACAUCCAACCCUGCAAGAUCUGGAUCGCCUAAACCGAUGGGAGCUGGGCAAGCACGUUUACCUCACCAGUGACGACGACGUGGAAAACCGACCGGAAUGGCUAGGAGGUGAGAGAAAUAUUCCCGUGCCUCAACCAGGCACACCAAUAGACCCUAAAGAGCCAGAAGACGACAAGCCGGGCGAUACUCCGGUGUUUAACGAAGAUGACGAUCGGAAAAAAUGGUACGAUGCCGGUAGCUGGAAUGACGAUGUGGAUGCUCACUCGGUAGACCCGGAAGAGCCGGAUUUCAUGUUAUUUGACUCGCAUAUCGACGUUGAAGAGCUCCGGAAGAGACAUGGCGGCAAGCCUAUCGAUAUUGCAGGUGCGGACCCAGGACGCAGCGAUGCUCCUGCGUUUUUGGUGGUUGUCGACAAAGGCAAUGAUAUCGUGGAUGCUUUUUGGUUCUUUUUCUAUAGCUACAACCUUGGCAACACAGUCUUUGACGUGCGUUUUGGUAACCACGUCGGCGAUUGGGAACAUACCAUGGUGCGAUUUUACAAGGGCCAUCCAAAAGCACUGUUUCUUAGUGCUCAUACUGCAGGCGAGGCCUACAGUUAUGAAGCUGUCGAGAAGCAUGGUAAACGGCCUGUUGUUUAUUCUGCCACCGGCACGCAUGCCAUGUAUGCCACACCUGGAAUUCACGAAUAUGUCCUUCCAUGGGGUCUACUUAAAGAUCAAACCGACCGGGGCCCGCUGUGGGACCCACUGCUCAAUUCGCACUACUACACAUACGACUAUCUGACUGAUGCUCUGCGUGCCUCUAAUCUCAAUCCCUCUGCACCGACUGAAUGGUUCUUCUUCAAUGGCCACUGGGGCGACAAGUUCUACCCACUUGGUGACCCGCGUCAAUACCGCUUUGCAGGGCAAUACCACUACGUCAAUGGUCCCUUGGGUCCAAGAUUCAAACACCUCGGUCGACGCAAAGUAUGUCAAGGACGCUAUACCAGUAGCUGCGUGAUCCGCAACUUUGUCCAAGAAGAGAAACGCUCCAAGCGUUGGGUUGGUGUCGGCGUCGGCGAAGAGCCCGAAGACGAGGAGCUGAGUUCCAUCAUGGGUCGUCGUACAGAUUGGUUGAUGAUGAACGGGAUUAGUCCGGACAUGCAAUCAGAUGGUACGGAGUUUAGGUAG